ACCGAUCCGACCGCGAACAGCCUAGCCUAAAAAUGCCCAGAUAGAAUAGAACCCAAAUUCCUCCCCCAAAACCCCCGUUCUCUCAACUCGCAAACUUCGAGUCCCCAUCAUCAUCAUCAUCAUCAGAAAACAAUGGAGUCGUCAGACCCAAUCAUCAGACCCUACAAACUCAAACAAACCCUAACAGGUCACAAACGCGCAAUCUCCAGCGUCAAAUUCUCCGACGACGGCAACCUCCUCGCCAGCUCCUCCGCCGACAAGACCGCCCGCAUCUGGUCGACCACCUCCUCCGGCUCCUCCUCCCUCCACGAACUCCAAGGCCACGAGCAAGGCAUCUCCGACACCGCCUUCUCCUCCGAUUCCCGCUACCUCGCCACCGCCUCCGACGACAAGACCCUCCGCAUCUGGGACCUCUCCACCGGCUCCCUCCUCAAAACACUAACCGGACACACCAACUACGUAUUCUGCGUCAACUAUAACCCCCAGUCUAACAUGAUCGUCUCCGGUUCCUUCGACGAGACUGUUAGGGUUUGGGAUGUCAAGGCUGGAAAGUGCUUGAAGGUGCUUCCUGCUCAUUCCGACCCCGUUACGGCCGUCAAUUUCAAUCGCGACGGUUCGUUGAUCGUUUCGAGCAGUUACGAUGGGUUGUGUCGGAUUUGGGAUGCAUCGACUGGCCAUUGUAUGAAGACGCUUAUUGACGAUGAGAAUCCUCCGGUUAGCUUCGUCAAGUUUUCUCCGAAUGGAAAGUUCAUUCUCGUUGGGACUUUGGAUAAUACAUUGAGGCUUUGGAACUUCUCAACUGGUAAAUUUCUGAAGACUUACACGGGUCAUGUGAAUUCAAAGUACUGCAUUUCGUCGGCAUUUUCGGUGACAAACGGCAAGUAUAUUGUUAGUGGUUCUGAGGAUAAUUGUGUAUACUUGUGGGAACUUCAGACGAGGAAAAUAGUUCAGAAAUUGGAAGGCCACACUGAUACUGUCAUAUCAGUUUCGUGUCACCCAACCGAGAACAUGAUUGCUUCCGGUGCGCUCGGAAAUGACAAAUCUGUGAAGAUCUGGAGUCAAGAGGAAGACUGAUUUUACCCGGUACAUAGAUUUUGUAACCAUUACUGCAUUUGCUUGGCAUUAUGGCAUUGGACAAGAUUGAGAAAAAAUUGAGGGGGGAAAACCGGAUCUGUUUGUUUGUCUUUGUAUGAUGGAAACUGGAAACUAGAAAGUUAUGCUUACUAUUCCAAACGGUUGAUUGGUGAGAUUCUUUCUUCUAACUUGUUUUGGUAGCUAUCUUUUCAAGCUGAUGUAUUUAGGAUUAAUUAUGCUUUGAUAUCAAUAUUAAUUAUGCCGUGUGGGUUCUAUGGCAUGCAUGCCCUCA
Camellia sinensis is the source of this 1366-nucleotide messenger RNA. RefSeq names its product Transducin/WD40 repeat-like superfamily protein (gene WDR5A). Lineage: Eukaryota; Viridiplantae; Streptophyta; Magnoliopsida; Ericales; Theaceae. Gene Ontology annotation, cellular component: Set1C/COMPASS complex. The record is from RefSeq and is a predicted model, not a curated record. Gene Ontology annotation, molecular function: histone binding.